This is a messenger RNA of Perognathus longimembris pacificus (Pacific pocket mouse), 2839 nucleotides long. It is a transcript of the gene Gga1, whose product is annotated as golgi associated, gamma adaptin ear containing, ARF binding protein 1. The record is from RefSeq and is a predicted model, not a curated record. Gene Ontology annotation, biological process: vesicle-mediated transport; intracellular protein transport. Gene Ontology annotation, molecular function: ubiquitin binding; small GTPase binding; phosphatidylinositol binding. NCBI's taxonomy places the organism in Eukaryota, Metazoa, Chordata, Mammalia, Rodentia, Heteromyidae. Gene Ontology annotation, cellular component: trans-Golgi network.
GGCGACGCUCUGGGCCGCCCGCCCGCGUGCGUCUCUAUGGUGCUGCGCGCUCCCGCGCGCCGCUCCCGCGCCCGCGCCCGCGCGCCGGGGCGGACGCUGCCUCUUUAAGCGGCGGAGGGCGGCGCCGCGGAGGUCCCGCGAGAGCGGCGGGGGGCGGGGGGCGGCGCCGAGCCGGGGGGCCCCCGAGGCGGAUGGAGCCAGCGAUGGAGCCCGAGACUCUGGAGGCGCGAAUCAACAGAGCCACGAAUCCCCUGAAUAAGGAGCUGAACUGGCCCAGCAUCAACGGCUUCUGCGAGCAACUCAGCGAGGACUUGGAGGGGCCUCCGCUUGCCACCCGGCUGUUGGCACACAAGAUCCAGUCCCCGCAGGAGUGGGAGGCCGUCCAGGCCCUGACGGUGCUGGAAACAUGUAUGAAGAACUGUGGCAAGAGGUUCCACGAUGAGGUGGGCAAAUUCCGCUUCCUGAACGAGCUCAUCAAAGUGGUGUCUCCUAAGUACCUGGGCUCCCGGACAUCAGACAAGGUAAAGAACAAGAUCUUGGAACUGCUCUACAGCUGGACCAUCGGCCUGCCUGAGGAGGUGAAGAUCGCAGAGGCCUACCAGAUGCUUAAGAAGCAGGGGAUUGUGAAGUGCGACCCCAAGCUUCCCGAGGAUGCUGCCUUUCCCAUCCCCCCUCCACGCCCCAAGAACGUCAUCUUCGAAGAUGAAGAGAAGUCCAAGAUGCUGGCACGCCUGCUGAAGAGCUCCCAUCCCGAGGACCUCCGGGCGGACAAGCUCAUCAAGGAGAUGGUGCAGGAGGACCAGAAGCGCAUGGAGAAGAUCUCGAAGCGCGUGAACGCCAUCGAGGAGGUGAACAACAACGUGAAGCUGCUGACGGAGAUGGUGCUGAGCCACAGCCAGGGCGCCGCCGCCACCGCAGCCUGCAGCGGCGAGGACCUCAUGAAGGAGCUGUACCAGCGCUGUGAGCGGAUGCGGCCCACGCUCUUCCGAUUGGCCAGCGACACAGAAGAUAAUGACGAGGCUCUAGCGGAGAUCCUGCAGGCCAACGACAGCCUCACCCAGGCGAUCAACCUGUACAAGCAGCUGGUGCAGGGCGAGGAGGUCAAUGGAGACGCCGCAGCCGGCCCCAUCCCCGGGAGCACCUCGGCCCUGCUGGACCUCUCGGGCCUGGACCUCCCUCCUGCGGGCACCGCCUAUCCGACCGUGCCUCCCCGCCCCGGCGACCAGGCCAGCCCCGAGCAGCCCAGCGCCUCCGUGUCCCUGCUUGAUGACGAGCUCAUGUCUCUGGGCCUAAGUGACCCCACGCCCCCCUCGGGCCCAGUCUCCGAAGCCGCUGGGUGGAACAGCUUCCAGUCCUCGGAGGGCCCUGAGCCCCCAGCUCCCAGCACAGACAGCCGGCCCUCGGUGCAGGCGCCCCCGCCCGCCAGCAGCGGCCUGGACGACCUGGACCUCCUGGGGAAGACCCUCCUGCAGCAGGCGCUGCCCCCCGAGGCCCAGCAAGUGCGGUGGGAGAAGCAGCAGCCGGCCCCCCGCCUCACGCUCCGGGACCUGCAGAGUCGGAGCGGCUGCGGCUCCCCCGGCGCCGCCGGCCUCCUCCACGCCGCGUCCCCCGAGGCCCCCGGGCCCGCGCAGCAGCCCGCGCCCACCGAGCUCUCGCUGGCCAGCGUCACGGUGCCCCUGGAGUCCAUCAAACCCAGCAGCAUCUUGCCCGUGACGGUGUACGACCAGCAUGGCUUCCGAGUCCUCUUCCACUUCGCCCGUGACCCGCUGCCCGGGCGCUCCGACGUGCUGGUGGUGGUGGUGUCCAUGCUGAGCACCGCCCCCCAGCCCAUCCGCAACAUCGUUUUCCAGUCAGCCGUCCCCAAGGUCAUGAAGGUGAAGCUCCAGCCGCCCUCGGGCACAGAGCUGCCGGCUUUCAACCCCAUCGUCCACCCCUCAGCCAUCACCCAGGUCCUGCUUCUCGCCAACCCUCAGAAGGAGAAGGUUCGCCUCCGCUACAAGCUCACCUUCACCAUGGGCGACCAGACCUACAACGAGAUGGGGGAUGUGGACCAGUUCCCCCCACCAGAAACCUGGGGAAGCCUCUAGAACAGAGGGGCUGGGGAGAGGUGGGGCAGAGGGACUGGCCGCAGUCCACCCUGGUGCUUCUCCCCUCCCUCAGGACCCCCCCAAGGACUCUUCCUCUCCCCCUUGGCCUCCCCCCUGCCGAGUCAAACCCAGCCGGAGGCUGGGCCUGGGUUUGUGCCGCAGGGGGGGCCCUGCCCUCUCCCGCGGGAGCCGGGGGUGGGGGCUGCACCUAGAAGGACUUGAGGUCCUGGGGAAGAAGCAUGGCCGCCAGGCCUAGCCCCGACCCCAGCCCGGGGUGGGGUCCGCCCCACCCGUUCCUAAUGCCUUAUGGGAAGGCCCAGCCAUAACUGGGAGGCGGCGCUGGAGCCGGACCAGCGCGGGGCCCCCCUGGAAGCCAGCGCCGGGGGGGGCCCCCGCACCUCAGCUCUUUGCACUCCGCUGUGUGGUUUGGCUCUUUGUGUUUUGUUUUCAGCGUGACCCUGUGGUCACAGUCUCAGGAGGCUGAGCCGGGGAGCCCCACCUGGUCCCUCCCGGGGCGGGGGGGCCUCCAUUGCUUCAGGCUUCCUAAGGAACUAUGGGAGCCCGAGGGUGACGCCCCAGGGAGCCGGCAGCCCCAGCCAGGGCUGCAGAGCGCCUCCUCUCCUCAUCCGCCUCUGCGGGGGCCUGCUGUGCGCAGCUCAUGUCUGUCCAUCCGUCUGUCUGUGGUCAGAAGUGGGGUCCGUGUGCGAGUGAGAGCAGGAGUAUUUAUGAAAAUAAAACAACCUUUUUCCUGA